UCCGUGAAGCACAUUUCCUUCCUACUCUUUGCCUCUCUUAUCUGGGAGAAUUUUUUUUUUCCCCAAAGCGAAGCAUGAACUGUUGUUAAGUGGAAAAUGGAGGCUGAGUUUUACAUGACGAUUCUAACCUGCUUGAUCCUCCGGAGCUUGGAGGGCUUCCAGAUAGUCCACGUGCGCAAGCAGCAGUGUCUCUCCAUAAAUCAGAAGGUGAUUAUGGGCUCAUGCAAUGGCACCAGCCACAACCAGCAGUGGCUGUCAACUGAGAAUGGAAAGUUCCUUCACAUUAAAUCUGGAUUGUGCCUGGGCAUCUCCAAGUCCUCGAGGGGCCCCUUCCAACCAGCAGUUGCCACUCCCUGUGCCCAGGCACCCCGAUGGACCUGCCAUGCUCAGGAAGGUUUCCUUGAGGUGGAGAAUACCUCACUCUUUCUCAAGAAACAAAACCGUAAGGUAGUGGUCAGGAAGAUCAGUAAAUACCUCGAUAGCUGGAUGAAAUUAGACACCAACAAGGAGGGCAGGCUGGUCAAUGAAAGCCUCUGCCUGAAGCAAGCUGGCCUGGGUACAGAAGUCUCCGUGCGGAUUGCUAGAAACUCAGCUGCUCCCCAGAUCCCCACUACUUCUAACACCAUCCCAUAUAACCCAGACCACAUUAGCAACACCACAGAGACCCUGCAGAGCACUGCAGAGACCCUCAGGAGCACUGCAGAGUCCCUUGGGAGCACUACAGAGACCCUUGGGAGCACUAUAAAGACCCUUGGGAGCACUAAAGAGACCCUUGAGAGCACUACAGAGACCCUUGGGAGCACUACAGAGACCCUUGGGAGCACCACAGAGAUCCCUGGGAGUACCACAGAGACCCUUGGGAGCACUGCAAAGACCUACAGUCUGAGCAGCAGCAAGAGAGAUCUCCCCAGCCUGCACACAGCUGGAACUACAGACACAUCCUGGAGUCCACCGACUACUCCACCUUUCUCCAGCACCACUGCAGAGACUGGAGCGGCAGAACAAGUGAAAUGUAACUUCACACUGUUGGAGCCCGGAGUCUCUAGCUUGUCGGCAUCUAUCCAGUGGAGGACUUUGGGGUCACCCUGUAACUUUAGCCUCAUCUACAGCAGUGAUACCUCAGGGCCCAUGUGGUGCCAUCCCAUUAGGAUAGACAACUUUACCUAUGGAUGUAACCCAAAGGAUUUACAAGCAGGGACCAUCUAUAACUUCAGGAUUGUUUCUUUGGAUGGAGAAGAGAGAACUCUGGUCUUACAGACAGAUCCCUUGCCUCCUUCGAGGGUUGAAGUCAACCCCGAGAGGACAGCAUCAACCGCCCUACAGGUCCGGUGGACUCCCUCUCCUGGAAAAGUCACCUGGUAUGAGGUGCAAUUAUUUGAUCCCAACAACCAAAAGAUACAAGAAGUCCAAGUUCAAAAGAGCAACACUUGGAGUCAAUAUACUUUUCUGAACCUCACUGCGGGUAUCAGUUACAAAAUCGCCAUCACAGCUGUUUCAGGAGAAAAGCGUUCCCUCCCGGUAUAUACCAAUGGAUCUACAGUACCAUCUCCAGUGAAAGAUCUUGGCAUUUCCCCCAAUCCUAAUUCUCUCCUAAUUUCCUGGUCUCGUGGUUCUGGGAAUGUGGAACAGUACAGGCUGGUGCUAAUGGAUAAAGGGGCCAUCGUUCAAGACGUGAAUGUGGACAAGCAUGAUACUUCUUAUGCUUUUCACGGGCUGACCCCUGGCCACCUCUACAACCUCACUAUUGUCACUGUGGCCUCGGGACUACAAAACUCCAGGUGGAAACUGGUGAGGACCGCUCCUAAGGAAGUCUCAAAUCUGAAGGUGACAAAUGACGGCAGUUCAACCUCUCUGAAUGUGAAGUGGCAGAAACCUCUUGGGGACGUAGAUUCCUACAGCAUUACCCUGUCUCACCAAGGGACUAUCAAGGAAUCCAAAACGUUAGCACCUCGUGUUACUGAAACUCAAUUUAAGGACUUAGUCCCUGGACGGCUUUACCAAGUUACCAUCAGCUGUGUCUCUGGGGAACUUUCUGCGGAGAGGUCGGCAACGGGCAGAACAGUUCCAGAAAAAGUGAGGAAUCUGUUUUCCUACAACGAGAUUUGGAUGAAGUCCUUCGCUGUGAACUGGACGCCCCCUGCUGGAGAUUGGGAGCACUAUCGCAUCCUGCUCUUCAAUGAAUCUUUGGUGCUCCUCAACACCACCGUGGGAAGGGAAGAGACACACUAUGCCCUGGAUGGAUUGGAGCUCAUACCAGGGAGACAGUAUGAGGUAGACGUCAUUGUUGAAAGCGGAAAUCUGAGGAAUCCCGAGCGCUGCCAAGGCAGAACAGUACCCUCGGCUGUCCUCCAGCUUCGGAUCAAGCACGCUAACGAAACUUCAUUGGGUGUCACAUGGCGGCCCCCGCUAGGGGAGUGGGAGAAAUACAUCAUCUCUCUGAUGGACAGAGAGCUCUUGGUCAUCCACAAAUCCCUCUCCAAAGAUGCCAAAGAAUUCACUUUCACAGACCUGAUGCCUGGACGGAAUUAUAAAGCUACCAUCACUAGCAUGAGUGGAGACUUAAAACAGUCAUCUUCAAUCAAAGGAAGGACAGUGCCUGCCCAAGUGACUGACUUGCACGUCAGCAACCAAGGGUUGACCAGUAGUCUGUUUACUAACUGGACAAAGGCAUUAGGAGAUGUAGACUUCUACCAAGUUUUACUGAUCCACGAAAAUGUGGUCGUCAAAAAUGAGAGUGUUUCCAGUGACACCAGCAGAUACAGCUUCCGUGCUCUGAAAUCCGGCAGCCUCUACUCCGUGGUGGUGACCACGGUGAGCGGAGGGAUUUCUUCGCGGCAGGUGGUGGCAGAAGGAAGAACAGUCCCGUCCAGCGUGAGUGGAGUGACAGUCAACAAUUCUGGCCGGAAUGAUUACCUCAGCGUCUCCUGGCUGCCGGCGCCCGGAGAGGUGGAUCACUACGUGGUGACCCUCUCCCACGAGGGCAAGGUGGUUCAGUUCCUCAUCAUUGCCAAAUCUGUCAACGAGUGUUCCUUCAGCUCCCUCACCCCAGGCCGCCUCUACAAUGUCACCAUAACCACCAAGAGUGGCAAUUAUGCAAGCCACUCCUUCAGCGAAGAACGAACAGUGCCUGACAAGGUCCAGGGAAUCAGUGUUAGCAACUCUGCCAGAAGUGACUACUUAAAGGUGUCCUGGGUGCAUGCCACUGGAGACUUUGACCACUAUGAAGUCACCAUCAAAAACAGAGAAAGCUUCAUUCAAACCAAAAGCAUCCCCAAGUCAGAAAAUGAGUGUGUAUUUGUUCAGCUCGUCCCUGGACGGCUAUACAGUGUCACCGUCAGUACAAAGAGUGGACAGUAUGAAGCCAGUGAACAAGGGACGGGGAGAACGAUCCCAGAGCCUGUGAAGAACCUCACGCUUCUCAACAGGAGUACUGAGGAACUCCAUGUGACUUGGUUGCGAGCCAGUGGGGAUGUUGACCAGUACGAGGUCCAGCUGCUCUUCAACGACAUGAAAGUCAUCCCCCCUAUUUACCUCGUGAACACGGCAACUGAGUAUCAGUUCACUGCACUCACCCCGGGGCGCCAUUAUAAAAUCCUCGUCCUGACCAUCAGUGGUGACGUCCAACAGUCAGCCUUCAUCGAAGGCCUCACAGUUCCUAGCACUGUCAAAAAUAUUCACGUCUCUGCCAACGGAGCCACAGAUAGGCUGGUGGUAACCUGGAGCCCCGGUGGUGGAGAUGUUGACUCCUAUGAGGUGUCUGCAUUCAGACAGAAUGAGAAGGUCGACUCUCAGACUAUCCCCAAGCACGUCUCAGAGCACACGUUCCCCAGGCUAGAGGCUGGAGCCAAGUACAGGAUCGCCAUUGUCUCUGUCAGCGGAUCCCUAAGGAACCAGAUAGAUACACUCGGGCAGACAGUUCCAGCGUCUGUCCAGGGAGUCGUCGCAGACAAUGCCUACAGCAGCAACUCCUUAACAGUAAGUUGGCAGAAAGCCCUUGGCGUGGCAGAAAGAUACGACAUCCUGCUUCUAAAUGAGAAUGGAAUUCUCUUGAGCAACACGUCAGAGCCAGCGACUGCAAAACAGCACAAAUUUGAAGAUCUAACACCAGGCAAGAAAUACAAGAUACAGAUCCUGACUGUCAGCGGAGGCCUCUUUAGUCAAGAAGGCCAGGCUGAAGGCCGAACAGUCCCAGCAGCUGUCACCAAUCUGAGGAUUACAGAGAACUCCAGUAGACACCUGUCCUUCAGCUGGACCGCCUCAGAGGGCGAACUCAGCUGGUACAACAUCUUCCUGUACAACCCAGACAGAACUCUUCAGGAACGAGCUCAAGUUGACCCGCUAGUCCAGAGCUUCUCUUUCCAGAACUUGCUACAAGGCCGAAUGUACAAGAUGGUGAUUGUCACUCACAGUGGGGAGCUUUCCAAUGAGUCCUUCAUUUUCGGCAGAACAGUCCCAGCUGCCGUGAACCAUCUCAAAGGAUCCAAUCGGAACAUGACAGACAGCCUUUGGUUCAGCUGGAGUCCGGCCUCCGGGGACUUUGACUUCUAUGAGCUGAUUCUCUACAAUCCCAAUGGCACGAAGAAGGAGAAUUGGAAAGAAAAGGAUGUGACAGAGUGGCGCUUUCAAGGCCUCAUUCCUGGAAGGAAAUACACCCUGUAUGUGGUGACUCACAGUGGGGACCUCAGCAGUAAAGUCACAGGGGAGGGCAGGACAGCCCCAAGUCCUCCCAGUCUUUUGUCAUUCGCUGAUGUCUCGAACACCUCCUUGGCCAUCACCUGGAAGGGACCCCCAGACUGGACAGACUACAAUGACUUUGACCUGCAGUGGCUCCCUGGAGACGUGCUUACUGUCGUUAACCCCUACAGCAGCAGAAAAUCAGAAGGACGCAUUGUGCAUGGGCUCCGCCCAGGGAGGUCCUACCAAUUCAGUGUCAAGACCGUGAGCGGAGAUUCCUGGAAAACCUACAGCAAACCAAUUUUUGGGUCUGUGAGGACAAAGCCAGACAAGAUACAAAACCUGCACUGCCGCCCCCAGAACUCCACGGCCAUUGCCUGCUCUUGGAUACCACCUGACUCCGACUUUGAUGGCUACAGCAUUGAAUGCCGGAAAAUGGAUACCCAAGAAAUCGAGUUCUCCAGAAAGCUGGAGAAAGAAAAAUCACUGCUCAACAUCAUGAUGCUAGUGCCUCACAAGAGGUACCUGGUGUCCAUCAAGGUGCAGUCUGCCGGCAUGACCAGUGAGGUGGUGGAAGACAGCACCAUCACCAUGAUCGACCGCCCUCCUCCACCGCCUCCACAUAUCCGUGUGAAUGAAAAGGACGUACUGAUCAGCAAAUCUUCCAUCAACUUUACUGUCAACUGCAGCUGGUUCAGCGACACCAACGGAGCUGUUAAAUACUUCGCCGUGGUGGUGAGAGAGGCUGACGGCACGGAUGAGUUGAGACCAGAACAACAGCACCCUCUUCCUUCCUACUUGGAGUACAGGCACAAUACCUCCAUCCGUGUCUACCAGACCAAUUACUUUGCCAGCAAAUGUGCCGAAGGCCCCGACAGCAGUUCUAAGAGUUUCAGCAUUAAGCUUGGAGCACAGAUGGACAGCCUCGGAGGCAAAUGUGAUCCCAGUCAGCAAAGAUUCUGCGAUGGACCCCUGAAGCCACAUACCGCCUACAGAAUCAGCAUCCGGGCUUUUACACAGCUAUUUGAUGAGGACUUGAAAGAGUUCACAAAACCUCUCUAUUCGGAUACGUUCUUCUCUAUGCCCAUCACCACGGAAUCAGAGCCCUUGUUUGGAGUCAUUGAAGGUGUGAGUGCUGGCCUGUUUCUAAUUGGCAUGCUGGUGGCCCUUGUCGCCUUCUUCAUCUGCAGACAGAAAGCUAGCCACAGCAGGGAAAGACCAUCUGCCCGUCUGAGCAUACGUAGGGAUCGGCCUUUGUCUGUCCAUUUGAAUCUGGGCCAGAAAGGCAACCGGAAAACUUCUUGCCCCAUAAAGAUAAAUCAGUUUGAAGGACAUUUCAUGAAGCUGCAGGCGGAUUCCAACUACCUUCUAUCCAAGGAAUAUGAGGACUUAAAAGAUGUGGGUAGAAGCCAAUCGUGUGACAUUGCCCUCUUGCCUGAGAAUCGAGGGAAAAAUCGAUACAACAAUAUAUUGCCCUACGAUGCCUCGAGGGUGAAGCUCUGCAAUGUCGAUGAUGACCCGUGUUCAGACUACAUCAACGCCAGUUACAUCCCCGGUAACAACUUCAGAAGAGAAUACAUCGCCACUCAGGGACCGCUUCCGGGCACCAAGGAUGACUUCUGGAAAAUGGCGUGGGAACAAAACGUUCACAACAUCGUCAUGGUGACCCAGUGUGUUGAAAAGGGCCGGGUAAAGUGUGACCAUUACUGGCCAGCAGACCAGGACCCCCUCUAUUACGGUGAUCUCAUCCUGCAGAUGGUCUCAGAGUCUGUGCUCCCCGAGUGGACCAUCAGGGAGUUUAAGAUAUGCAGUGAGGAACAGUUGGAUGCUCACAGACUCAUCCGUCAUUUCCACUACACGGUGUGGCCAGACCAUGGGGUCCCAGAGACCACCCAGUCCCUGAUCCAGUUUGUGAGGACAGUCAGGGACUACAUCAACCGAAGCCCGGGGGCCGGGCCCACCGUAGUGCACUGCAGCGCUGGUGUGGGCAGAACAGGGACGUUUGUUGCCCUGGACCGUAUCCUCCAGCAGUUGGACUCUAAGGACUCCGUGGACAUUUACGGGGCAGUGCAUGACCUAAGACUCCACAGGAUUCACAUGGUCCAGACCGAGUGUCAGUAUGUGUAUCUGCAUCAGUGUGUGAGGGAUGUCCUCAGAGCGAGGAAACUGCGGAACGAGCAAGAAAACCCCCUGUUUCCAAUCUAUGAAAAUGUGAAUCCAGAGUAUCACAGAGAUGCAAUCUACUCAAGACAUUAAGAAUUCACCCGAAGAUUCCCUGGAUAAACGUUUUUCACUGUGUGACUUUAAAAAACAAAACAAAACAAAAAACCCUGCUUCAUGCCCUGUAGGGGUGCCAGCCAUUUCUGUGGAUACUAUGUAUAAUUUAUUAAUCUGGAGAAUGUUAAAGAAUGUAUGUAAUUUAAAGGUUAACAGAUAUUAUUGUAUAUACUUGUAUUUUGUAGUUUCUCCUGUAAAUAUGUAUUUUUUCAUAAUGUUUAAAAUUAAGCUUUAUAUAAUACUAUUUUUCCACACUAAAGUGUUCACGGCUUGUUCUACAUAAACCUAUUCAACCUGUAUGACAGGGCCACUGGUGAGACGUGUGUGUAGAAAAAGUUGCAAGGACAGUCCCUGGGGCUGUUUCUUACCUGUCCUGAUGGUCACUGGGUAAACAAAAGUCAGAGCUGGAGAGACCAUACCACAAGGCUAGCAAUGCUGAGCUGCAUUCUUACACGAACCCUGGGAUCUAAGGAGUAUAACAGCCAAACAAAGAUUAGGUCUGUGGCCAAACCUUUGUGGUAGACCAUAUGCCAAGAAAUUAAAACCAAAUUAAUGAAUUAAAAGGAGGAUUCCACAGCACCAAAGCUGAGCUUGGUGUCAUCUAAACUAAAAGCUUUUUGUCUGACUCCUUCUCCAAGGGUCCCUAGCCAUGGUCACCUUGAAACUUGCAGCUUCACCACAGGGUUAAGGGUUCCCAUAGUGAAUGACACUAACGGGAUCAUUCAGGAACCUGCCUGGGACCUCCUGCACAAAGCGGUGUGCUCCCCACAACAGUCCCAGCUGGUUUUCCUCUGGAAAGAGUCCUGGUAGAUUACACUCCUGAUCAGAGGAAGCACGGUAUGCUAACAACUAUGCUUAGAACUAUCUACAUCAUAUAAUGAGUUAAAAAGUAAGUGAUGGUAAAAAAAACACACACACACACACACACCACAGCUCUCCUUAGCUUAAAAAGCCUUCACAAGUUCUUUCUAAGUUCAUACAGUUAAAAUGUUGUCAAGGACUCACCUGAAGCUCCGUUUACUAUAAGUGACACCACACGCCCUACCAGUUUUAUCAUUAAGACCUGUGUUUUAUUUGACUAUGAAUAAUUCCAAGUGACUCAGAGAGUGGACAUUGACCGGAUCAAGGUCGGAUUCGUAGAUGUUUCCUGUGGAAAGUCUAGAAAGAGUCCCAGGGAUGCCUGAGUGAGACAUCACACUUGCUGACCUCAGAGCCUCACUCACAGAAACAGCACACCUCUCUCUCUCUCUCUCUCUCUCUCUCUCUCUCUCUCUCUCCCCUCUCUCUCUCCCCUCUCUCUCUCCUCUCUCCUCUCCUCUCUCUCCCCCCCCCCCUCUCUCACACACACAGGCAUUUUUGCUACAUAUCACAAAUUCCCAUAAUAGGAUGGACAUAAUUGAAAGUGUAACGAUUGAAAGUAAUUAACUGUACCUAUUGUGUAGGUAUAUAUCAUUGUAACUUUAGUUUGUAAAUAUAAUGUGAUAUUCAUCAUUACAUAACUACACACCCAACCUGGAAAUGUUUUUUUAGGGAGUGUUCGGAGUUUAUAGAAACAGGGGAGUGGUUCCACAGGAUCCCUGUGAACAGCAUUCAGGGUUCUCACGGUGUCCCUAUGCUCUGUGUCCUCGUGAAAAUGAGCUCCACCGGGCAGCUCUGGCCCUGUGCCCAGAAACAUGGCGGAUCUUUCGAACAGGAAACCGAGGAAGAGAGGUGUAAGCAUUCAACUGUAACCAGGGAGAAAAUAGAGGUGAGGCAUGGCUUUGGUGUAGGGUCUGUUAGGGAUCGUUGUUUUCUUAGAGGAAAAAGGAAGAAAACUAGGCUGAGGGAGCAGCUAUGAGGUAGCACGCUUGUGUGUCCAUCUCUCCCUCCUCCUGAGAAGAGAAAAGAAAGGGGGAGGGGAGGUGGCACCAAUGGAUGUUGUAAACCGAUGUUGCUUGGUGCAAAGCAUGUUGAUAACAUGGAAAGAGAGGUUCAUGUUCAUUCAGAGAAAAGUUCCAGCAGGGGCUUGAAACCUGCUGGGCCCAGUUCCAAAAUCCAUUUCUUUGUGUCCUCAAGGAGAGAAGCCCAGUGGGGUGAAAUUAGCACUGGUACUGUUUUCAAUAGGAAGGGGAAGACUGGUGAGGCGAGGAGAGCAUAGUGCUGCCCUCCCUGGGGCACCUGCCAGCAGGGGCUGGAGCUGUCUCUACCGCAAGUCACUAGGCAUAGAAGAGAAAGCAGCUAACUGCGCACACACGCAGUACAACCACAGAGCCCCUGCAGGUCUGUAACCGUAACUCACACACCUCAGAGCAUCUCAGGUGGAGUCUGAGUUACGGAAAUGAGCACAGCCACACCUCCAGGGGACAUCAUGCUUUCUCUCGCUCUCUAUUCCAGGGAAUACUAAUCUUUCCUCUAUACUAGUUUUAAAGCCCCCUUAGCAACAAAUACUUCUCUAUAAUCUCUCUCUUGGGAAGAUGUAAUACAAGUCUCAUUGAUCGAAUUUAGCAGAGAGCCAGACUGGGAAUGUAGCUACUGAUAGGAGGCUCACCAGGCCUGUGGGAGGCCCUGGGUUUAGUCUCAGGUACCACAAAUAAGAGAGAAAAAGAAAGGUUUCUUCGCGGUUCGUUCUGUUGGGUGCAUCUCCCCUUAAUUGCUUAAUUACGCGGAUGUGCCUCGGUAAGCACUCCACUUCCUGCCGUGCCCGGCAUCCUGGCAUCCUGUCUGCACCUGAGCUUGGCUCUGCUCAUUAAAGCUUUCAAGUACUUCAAGGUUCUCAGACCUUGAGAGAGUCUGUUUUGCAUCUUAAUAAUUAUUUACCCAGGUUCCUUAUAAUUAACUCCUCUAAUCUUUCACAUUCAAUCAAUUUCACAUUACCAGUCUGCUUUGCUCUGGAAGGCUGCCAAGUUUCCCACACUUGAAUCAGAUUUUUCAAAGAUGCAUCUCCCUGUCUGGGCUUGCAAACGUUCAUCUUGAGGAACUUCCCACCCUUCAGUACCCAGUAUUCCACCCUCCCAUUUCUUGCUGCUUCUUCCUGGCGAAUGGCUCGCUGUGCUGGGCAGACGUGACUUUAUCUUCAGUCCAUCUCCUUCCACACAUUGCUAGCAUCUCCUAACCUCAACACCAUACAAGAGUGAUUAAGACUUAAUUUUUCAACAUUGAAACGGCAACAACACAGCAAUCUGGGGUCAGUUAUAUUCAGGAGGCUCUGUAAUUAAUUUUGUUAUUACCUCUUGGAGGGAAGCCCAAAAUGAUAUGAGAAAGUAAUGUGAAACGCUUUAGCAGAUGGCCAGCAAUACAAAAAUAGGGCGCUCAUGAUACACUUCACAGUGCUUCUCUUAGCUCUGUGUUAAGGCUCUAACUCCUUAUAUUAAACACUUUCUGAUCCACUCACAAAAGGAAGGAAGGAAGGAAGGAAGGAAGGAAGGAAGGAAGGAAGGAAGGAAGGAAGGAAGGAAGGAAGGAAGGAAAGAGAGAGAGAAAGCAGGAAGGAAGGAAGGAAGGAAAGAAAGAAAGAAAGAAAGAAAGAAAGAAAGAAAGAAAGAAAGAAAGAAAGAAAGAAAGAAAGAAAGAAAGAAAGAAAAAGAAAGAAAGAAGGAAAGAAAGAAAGAUCUGCCAUGUACUAAAUUCUUGUUACUCUUGUCCAGUUAGUUCAUGAGCAUUUUGGAAAGUUGAAUCCUGAAGUUACUAGAUCUAUAUAUUUGCCUCGGAGCCCCAGCCACAGAACACUCUAGAAUUUUGUUCACACAAGCUUCCCCGACCAAACCUGACCAUGCCACACUGAAUAAGCAAUAAGCCAUAGCUGGUUGUUUGGAGAAAUAAUUCAGAGGUUUUCUGAGUUCUGUUUCAUUGGAAAAAAAAAAAAAGAAGAAUGUGAUUGGCCAGACAAGAGUUAGGUAAGAAGGCAUGAGUUGUCCCGGAGAGCAAGCUCUCAUCCCAGGAGUCCGCAGAGACGUGGCACGCCUGCCUGAACCUUCGUUACCACUCCAAAGAUCGUUAAUUAACCAAGCUUGAGAAGUCCAAUGUCUGAAGAAUGUUUCACAGCAAAGGAAACUUGACCACAACUGCAGAGAGGAAGUGAAAUGAUGAGAAGAAGGAAAGGCAGACAUCAGGAAGGCAGAAUGGCCCGUCUUCCUUCUUGGGAUGGUCUUUGAGCAUCUGGUCAUGUAUUUCUAUUAGGACAAGUGGACUGAACAUCCCUAAGCCCCCAAUUUGAAACUCACACUGUUCCCAAGUCCCAGGCUUGUUUGAGCACCGACUUGACGCAGUGGUAAGUUCCUCAGCUGGUCUCGUGAGGUCUCUCAGUCAGAACACAGGUCUAUUAUAACUACCAUGUAAACUUACUGUCAGCCAUUCACACAGAACACAUGAGAGACUGCGAUGAACUUCAUGUUUAGACUCAGGAUUCAUCCUCAAGACUCAUAUUUAUUCAAAUAUCCCAUAUUUAUUUUAAAAUCAGAUUCUGAUUGAAAGCAUUUCAGGUAAAGGAUCUCUGACUUGGGUGACUGUUGUUGGGAUUCACCGUGGCCACAUCGGUCAAGCUAACUAGCUGCAGUUGGACUGGCUCCCUUGGCUUUUGAAUUAACCAGGUGUGUGACUAAGUUUGCAGGGCUUGUCACUGCAGAGACAGCACCUUAGAGUCUUAUAGUGCAGGAUAACUAUAUAGGAUAUAGUGUUUGACCAUUUCGGUUGAACCCUAGGGUGACAUUCAAUGAGGCCAUGAUAACAACAAAAAUCUGGUCUCUUCUAAAACUGUGUGUAGCUCUGAAAACACUUCCGGCUGAAAGUACUUGUGAGGGUAUUUAUCCUUAGAAUAAAUACAUGCAUUUUAUUUUUCAAGGAUUGUUUAUAUAGAUAACAUUCAUUAAGUAAGGACAUUGUUGGUGAAUGCUUCCCAAAAUAGAAGUUUAUAUAAUGGAAAUACUUUAAAAAACAAUCUAUUAAAAGAUAUGCCAAAGAUUAUUUUUUAACCUAUAUGCCAAUGCAUAUGAUCUUAUGUAAGAUACCAAAGAAAGUUGUUCAAAACUGUAAAUAGUGUCAGACAAAUGUAACAUGUCUCUUCUCAGAAUAGUCACAAGAAAGAUUAUUUGGAUUGUUCUCUGCCUCAAGUAAUUUUCUUUCAGAAAUGUCAUCCUUGCCCCAUCAGUAAGCUUUUCCAUUGCCUCUGAGAUGUGUUUUAGGAGCUGUGUAUAUAAAUAUGCAUUGCAUUGAGAAAGGAAUACAUGUGAUUGUGGCUUUAGAAAUCCAACAACCUCCAUCUGCCAGUUGGUGGGAAGGUCUGCAUCAGAGUUCAGUGUCUCUGGCCUCAGUCACACUGACAAGAGAGGCCACAAGGUCCCCACUUAAAGAGCACUCCAUCUUGGCCAUUGUUUGUAUGACUCAGUUCUCCAAGAACAAAGAGCAAGUCUCUCUGCUUAACUUCCACCACUCGGAGACCAGUUCACCGCUCACACACCCCGCACGCACGGUUUAGAGCGGAAGUUGCUCCUGGCUGUGUGCUUUGGACGUUAGGUUGUGCCUACUGUCUCUGAAGUCCACAGAGGUGCAUUUGGCUGCCUCAUCAUCUGUGUGAAGCAUAAUAUAUAAUGUAAAUAAACCCAGCGACUGAACCUAUUAUGUUCUAUACUAGAGCACUUUCCUGGUUUCAAAAUCAUUUAUGUUCUCUGCAAAUCUAGUAAAAUGGCAGUAAAUGUAUUUAUUUUUUCCACACUGCAGCAUCUACCCACACUAUUGCAUUGUAACCGGUGUUGUUUGAACAAAGAACCUGGUCAGUCUUUCUAUUUAAAUAAUGUAUUGCUUAAUAUAUUUUCAGAUAUGUAACUGUGGUUAAAGGAAACCUAUAUGGAAUCUUGCACAAACUGUCACCAAUAUAGGAAUAAAAACUGCUGCUCAUUGAAA
Molecule: messenger RNA, 12825 nt
Organism: Apodemus sylvaticus (European woodmouse)
Lineage: Eukaryota; Metazoa; Chordata; Mammalia; Rodentia; Muridae
Gene: Ptprb
Product: protein tyrosine phosphatase receptor type B
Exons: 34
Coding region: 97-6930 (2277 amino acids)
Biological process (GO): protein dephosphorylation; angiogenesis
Molecular function (GO): cadherin binding; protein tyrosine phosphatase activity
Source: RefSeq, a predicted model, not a curated record